AAAAUAGGAAAAAAAUAAAAUGAACCAAUCGGUGGACAGUUUGCAGAUGGAAGUCGUCAUCCAGAGUUGUUUCUAAAGGAGAAAGGGACGUGGGAAGAGCGAGAAGAUUGCUUAUUACGAUUGCGAGAACGACCCCAGAUAGGCCUUCAUGCCUCCUUACAUGGAGUUUAAGGUUUUUGUGUUCACAUUGGUUGCAAUAUUUCUUCUUUUCCAAGGCAUCUCUCAAAUAGAGCAUAUAGACGGUACACUGUUCUUUCUUUACAUUGAGGAGUCUUAUAGUGUUUGCAGAGAACCAGGGCAUGGAACUUGCAAGCUUUUCAAAUGUGCUUUCAAUCAGGAAUUGCGACCAAAGAUUUUCUUUACUUCAUUUACUGCCUUUUGUCACUUAACAUCUUUGCCUUAAACAUUGCUUUGAUUCCCAGAUUAUGCCAUGCUGUUGAAUAUUUGGCUGAGUUCUUAAGAUGUAAUUUAAGUCUUUCCUCCUUGUACAGGCUUCAUGGAUUUGCUUCCACGACUCUAGUUCAAGACUUUGGUGACUUUUCAAAAUGUUGAAGUUGAAGCCAUCCUAUCAAUCAGCGGUGACAUGAGGUCAUGAUUCACGGAGAAGAAGAAUCUGGCGAAGCAGAGGAGGAGUAAUACAAGCAAAGCAUGAACCCAAUCGAACGGUGGGUCCCCUAUCUCUGUUUAGCCGCACGUUUGUCAACUGGAGUAAAACCAUGCUUUCAAGAAUUUGGGAUGGUACGAGCAGUGGGGUUGGUGGUAGUACCAACCACCAGAGGCGCCGUCGACAGGCCGGAAAACAGCCGCCAAGUCGCCAGAAUUCUUUCACCCGCGAUAUUGGCCACGCUGCUUCUGAGACUUAUCUUAUCACUAGCCUUAGCUUCACUCUUCUCCGAUAUCUCGGGUUACCGGUGGAUGAAUAGAUUGUUUGCCCUUGCUUGUUAUGCUAUGCUACUUUUGCCCGGUUUUCUCCAAGUGGGAUAUUAUUAUUUCUUUUCAAGUCAAGUCCGGCGGAGUAUUGUUUAUGGAGAUCAACCAAGAAAUAGAUUGGACCUAUUUUUACCAACAAAUAACGCUGAACAAGUACCAGUUGUGGUGUUUGUAACUGGAGGAGCAUGGAUCAUUGGCUACAAAGCUUGGGGUUCGCUACUGGGAAGGCAGUUGGCUGAAAGAAAUAUCAUAGUUGCAUGCAUUGAUUACAGAAAUUUUCCCCAGGGAACUAUUAGUGACAUGGUGAACGAUGUUUCUGAGGGGAUCUCAUUUGUCUGCAACAACAUUGCUGAUUAUGGAGGUGAUCCUAAGAGGAUUUAUCUAAUGGGGCAAUCAGCUGGUGCACAUAUAUCUUCUUGUGCUGUUUUGGAACAAACAAUCAAAGAAUCUAGGGGAGAGAGCACCUCAUGGAGUGUUUCCCAGUUAAAAGCUUAUUUUGGUUUAUCUGGAGGGUACAAUUUAUUUAAUUUAGUGGAUCACUUCCACAAUCGCGGCCUCUAUCGUUCCAUCUUUUUAAGCAUCAUGGAAGGAGAAGAAUCCUUUGAACAAUUUUCGCCUGAAGUUAGAAUAAAGGAUCCGUGCAUUAGAGAUGCUGUUUCUUUCUUGCCUCCUAUUAUACUUUUUCAUGGAACCUCGGAUUACUCUAUACCAUCAGAUGCCAGCAAAACUUUUGUGGAUGCUCUUCGCGCGGUGGGUGCCAAAGCUGAGCUAAUUUUAUACGAAGGGAAAACUCAUACAGAUUUGUUUCUGCAAGAUCCUCUUAGAGGCGGUAAGGAUGAUCUAUUCGACCAUAUUGUUUCUGUGAUACAUGCUGAUGAUAAGGAAGCUCUUGCCAAUGAUGCUAUGGCACCACCAAGAAAACGUCUUGUCCCUGAAAUUUUGUUAAGAAUGGCCGGCCAUAUCAGCCCCUUUUAGGGCCAUGGAGUGUUUCCAAGAGCUCUCAUGCCAGGCAGUUGUAUUACACCCUUGUCCAGCACCUUUAUCAUUUAGUCAUCAAUUUUCGACUACUUAGCUGAUUAAUUUACUCCAUUUGGUGGUACCAUUUUGAGAGAUACAAGCUUACCAAGUGCUUUAAACCAUGGUGAGAAAAAGAAAAGUUGUACUUUAUUAGGUCUACCCACAAGCCAAGAUAGGCUUCUUAAUUAGAGGAAACUUCAUCUUCAACCUUAUGUUAUGGAUGAACCAUUUCUUCAUAUGUUGUUACAGGCUUACUUAACUUAUUUUCAGGAAAUGAAAGUUAUUGCAUUUAUGAAUU
Molecule: messenger RNA, 2245 nt
Organism: Mangifera indica (mango)
Lineage: Eukaryota; Viridiplantae; Streptophyta; Magnoliopsida; Sapindales; Anacardiaceae
Product: isoprenylcysteine alpha-carbonyl methylesterase ICME-like
Exons: 16
Coding region: 649-1905 (418 amino acids)
Source: RefSeq, a predicted model, not a curated record